Molecule: messenger RNA, 1222 nt
Organism: Armigeres subalbatus
Lineage: Eukaryota; Metazoa; Arthropoda; Insecta; Diptera; Culicidae
Gene: Ctu1
Product: cytoplasmic tRNA 2-thiolation protein 1
Exons: 2
Coding region: 159-1184 (341 amino acids)
Biological process (GO): tRNA wobble position uridine thiolation
Cellular component (GO): cytosolic tRNA wobble base thiouridylase complex; mitochondrion
Molecular function (GO): tRNA binding
Source: RefSeq, a predicted model, not a curated record
UGAAAACAAAACAUAAAUAAACAACGACGGUGCGGGAGUUUGUCUUCUGGUUCUGUUUUCUAUAAUAAUUAUUCUUAAGUUUAUUUUUUGAAACGCAGACGGAGUGAAACGUGUGUAUUGAUUAUUGAAAUCCCCGAAUACUAUCGAAAAUAUACGGAAUGCCGGUUUUGUGCACAACUGGAUGUAGCCGAAAAGCGUUCCUCAAGCGUCCGAAAACAGGAGACACGCUAUGCAAAGAAUGCUUUUUCCUGGCGUUUGAAACGGAAAUCCACAAUACCAUUGAACAGAAUGCGCUUUUUAGCCGAGAUAAUCGGGUGGCUAUUGCGGCCAGUGGUGGAAAAGACAGUACAGUGUUAGCUCAUGUCCUUAAAGUGUUGAAUGAGCGAUAUAACUAUGGAUUGAAAUUGGUUCUGCUAUCGAUCGAUGAAGGAAUUACUGGCUACCGCGAUGAUAGUCUAGAAACGGUAAAAAGAAACCGAGAUGAUUAUGGAAUGCAACUGAAAAUAUUAUCUUAUGAGGAACUGUACGGAUGGACAAUGGAUAAAAUUGUAUCUGAAAUAGGCCGCUCAAAUAAUUGCACUUUUUGUGGGGUAUUUCGACGUCAAGCACUAGAUAGAGGAGCUCACUUGAUGAAGGUCGACUGUGUUGCUACAGGGCAUAACGCCGACGAUAUAGCUGAAACUGUACUGAUGAAUAUUCUUCGAGGAGAUACAGCCCGCUUGCGCAGGUGUUGUGAUAUCAAAACUGGUGGAAAAGACGUUGAUUCUAUACCACGCGUGAAACCCCUAAAGUAUGCAUAUGAAAAAGAAAUAGUGAUGUAUGCCCACUUCAAAAAAUUAGUUUAUUUCUCUACAGAAUGUGUGUUCGCGCCUAAUGCAUACCGUGGUCAUGCACGUGCGUUUCUAAAAGAUUUAGAGAAAAUACGUCCAUCUGUAAUAAUGGACAUUAUUCAUUCGGGAGAGCAGCUGUCUUUCAAAGAUACGGUAAAAAAGCCGAUUAGAGGAAAUUGCAACAGAUGUGGUUUCGUAUCAUCUCAACAACCUUGCAAAGCGUGUGUACUUUUGGAAGGAUUAAAUCGUGGAUUACCCAAACUAGGUGUUGGAAAAAAAUCAAAAGCUAACAGAAUGAUUGAUGCUCAGAAUAGUUUACGGCAGAGUGCACAUUUGGUUAAAGCUGAUUUUUGAUGUUCUGUGGAAAAUGAAAUAAAUAGAUAAACUCAUGA